CAUCACUAAACUGCACAGCGAGUUUGCGGGUGGUUAGUUUGGGGUAAGAGAAGGAAGCAACUCCUUCACAGAUAAGCAGGCAAUAAAGAGACACAUGCUGUUUCAUAAGGAUACGCCUGAUUUCCAGAAAUAACCAUGUUUUUGUGGCUUAAACUCUUAGCAUUUGGUGUUGCACUUCUGAGACAGGAUGCUUUUCUCAAAGGAGAAGAUGCAACAAUGACCACACCUGGUGUCUCUCCUGCAGACAGCACAUACUUGUCCACGCACGCAGGCUCCACCCCUGCCACGGGACUCAGCAAUCCACCACACGACAGCACUGCUGCCCUCACCACACGCACUCUCAUUGCCUCCGAGAGUCCUUCAUCAGAUGAUUACAAUUCAACAUCCUUGCACAGCACCACCUCACCAGUCAGCACGCCAGCAAACACUGGAAUCACCCCCACUCACACAAUAGGAACCACAGUGACAACUUCAUUACCUUGUGAUGAUGGUAUUGAAAGCAGCAUAAUUGAAGAAUACAGCAAUAACACGGCUGACGUUGAGCUGAGAAAUCUCACAAUAUCCAGAGAAUAUGUAAUUGUGGAGGAAAACAAAAGAAUAAUUGCGGAUUCCAGCACCUAUACAGUAAAUCUUCAGAAAUGCAUGAGAUACACAGUUCAAGUUAAAUCCUGUCCAGACAAUUAUCUUACUGUUCCACCAGUCGACAGUGAACCUUUUGUAGUUGAGAAAGAAGACAGCACAUCUGCACUGUUAUGUUGGAGUAGCUCACUCGCCUGUGCUCGUGUGAUUCCUGUCUGCAAAGAUCCAGUAAGCUCUACAGAUUUACCAGACUUCAUACCUCCAAAUCAAAAGAAAUGUAAAAGUCUGAACAAUUUAUCACCCAACCGCGAGUACAACUGCUAUGGAACCAUGUAUUUUCCUAAAAAUGUGGUUGCCAACCAAAGCUUCACCAUAACUACAGAUUAUGGUGCUCCAGAAGCACCAGAAAAACUUGAUGUAAAUUCUAGUGGGACAAAUGUAAAAGUUACAUGGAGGGAACCUAGCAACACUUCAAAGGGUCCCAUACAUGGCUACCUUGUGCAAUGCUUUGUGAAUGGCCAAGUUUUUUGUAAGGAGACAGAAAUCAACAUGACUGACUGGACUUUCAAUGUACCUGAACCCUAUAGCAAUGUUUCUGUUUGGGUGACUGCAUAUACGAACUCCAAACAGAACAGAAAACUUAAGGGUGAACCUGAAAAGCGUAACAUUAUAACAGAAGAAGGAGUACCAGAGAAAGUGACUGCUGUUGAAGCAAAGUUGACAGCUGAUAAUGCUGUCCAAAUUAAGUGCAAACGUCAAAAAGUGUAUGGACCACAAACAAUAUUUCAAUUGACUUGGGAGAAUGAUGGAAAAACCUACAAGACCGGCGAGAAUUGUGAUUUUACAAUAGAAGAUCUUUCAUACUUGACAAAUUAUACAUUUAAGAUCUCAGUGUUUAACAGCAAACAUACAGGGGAGGCAGUACGGGGGAGUAUAAAAACCAGAUACAAUUCUAGAGCCCUGAUUAUAUUCUUGGCAUUCUUGAUCAUUGUGACAUCAAUUGCUUUACUACUGGUUCUGUACAAAAUCUAUGAUCUUCACCAAAAAAAGCUUAGCAAUUCUUCUGAAGAUGUGAACCUUGUUGCAGUUAAAGAAGAUGAGAGGCAACUUCUCAACAUAGAACCGAUACCUUCAGAGCAAUUGCUGGACACAUACAAGAGGAAGAUUGCAGAUGAAGGAAGGCUUUUCUUGGACGAAUUUCAGAGUAUUCCUAGAGUUUUCAGUAAAUUUUCUAUAAAGGAAGCCAAAAAAAGCCAUAAUCAGAACAAAAACCGUUACAUUGAUAUUCUUCCAUAUGAUCAUAACCGUGUUGAGCUCUCAGAGAUCCCAGGAGAUCCAGGAUCGGACUAUAUCAAUGCAAGUUAUAUUGAUGGCUUCAAAGAACCAAGAAAAUACAUUGCUGCACAAGGCCCCAAGGAUGAAACCACAGAUGAUUUCUGGAGAAUGAUCUGGGAACAGAAGGCAACAAUUAUUGUCAUGGUGACUCGCUGUGAGGAAGGAAAGAGGAACAAAUGUGCCCAGUACUGGCCAUCAAUGGAGAAUGGAUCUGCAACGUAUGGGGACAUCAUUGUGAAGAUCAAUGAAAGAAAAACAUGUCCAGACUAUGUCAUUCAGAAACUACACAUCACAAAUGGAAGAGAAAGGACAACUGGAAGAGAUGUCACUCAUAUUCAGUUCACAAGCUGGCCAGACCAUGGAGUCCCUGAGGAUCCACAUCUCCUUCUCAAACUCCGACGCAGAGUUAAUGCUCUCAGCAACUUUUUUAGUGGCCCAAUAGUAGUUCAUUGCAGUGCUGGUGUUGGGCGCACUGGGACAUACAUAGGAAUCGAUGCCAUGCUGGAGGGGCUGGAUGCAGAAGGCAGAGUGGAUGUUUACGGCUACGUUGUGAAGCUGCGUCGGCAGCGAUGCCUCAUGGUUCAAGUAGAGUCGCAGUACAUCCUUAUUCAUCAAGCGCUCGUGGAAUACAAUCAGUAUGGAGAAACAGAGGUCUGUCUCUCAGAGCUGCAUUCCUACCUUAACAAUCUGAAAAGAAAAGACCAUCCGAGUGAUCCUUCUCUGCUGGAGGCAGAAUUUCAGCGAUUACCUUCCUAUAAGGGGUGGCGGACGCAGAACACUGGGAAUCGUGAGGAAAAUAGAAGCAAAAAUAGGAAUGCCAACAUAAUUCCAUAUGACUUUAAUCGAGUGCCGAUCAGGCACGAAGAUGAAUACAAUAAGGAGGGUGAACAUGAUUCAGAUGAUUCCUCAGAUGAGGACAGCGACUGUGAGGAAUCAAGCAAAUACAUCAAUGCUUCCUUCAUAACGGGUUACUGGGGUUCGAAAGCCAUGAUUGCAACCCAGGGACCACUGCAGGAAACUAUUUCUGACUUCUGGCAAAUGGUGUUCCAAAGAAAAGUCAAAGUCAUUGUUAUGCUGACAGAGCUGAAAGAAGGAGAUCAGGAACUCUGUGCGCAGUACUGGGGAGAAGAAAAACAAACACACGAUGGUAUAGAAGUUCAAAUGACAGAUGUCAACUGUUGCCCAAGCUAUACCAUACGGGCAUUUGACGUUACACACCUGAAGACAAAAGAAACACAGAAGGUGUAUCAGUAUCAGUAUCAUAAGUGGAGUGGCUUUGAUGUUCCGGAAACCCCCAAAGAUUUAGUCAGCAUGAUUGAGAAAGUUAAACAAAAAAUUCCAUCCAGACAAGUCACUGAGGACAACAGGAGAACCCGCAGUGUCCCACUUCUCGUCCACUGCCGUGACGGAUCACAGCAGACUGGUGUAUUUUGUGCUUUAAUGACCCUCUUGGAAAGUGCAGAAACAGAAGAAGUAAUAGAUGUUUUCCAAGUAGUAAAAACUCUUCGUCGCACCAGGUUGGGAGUGGUCCCCACCUUUGACCAUUACCAAUUUCUGUAUGACACCAUUGCCAGUACCUACCCUGCACAGAAUGGACAAAUAAAGAAGAACAGCCGGCAGGAAGAUAAAGUUGAAUUUUGCAGUGAAGUAGGAAAAACAGAUCAGGAAACUGAAUUGAUCACUAUUGAUCUUACUCCACCAACGCCAGAGGAAAAUGAGCCACCUGAAAUAUGUGAUGAUUCUAAGGCUGCAGAUAGCACUAAGGGAACAGAAAGUUCUACAAACGGCCCCACAACUCCAGUUCUAACUUAGAGCCAUACUACAAAAAAAGAAAAAAUGCUUUUUCAAGUGCAAAAAUAUCUUAAGCAAAAUAAGAAGUAUAAGAUUUCUUCUUCUGACCUUUUUUAAUUUGAAAACAUUUAGUUAUAUCACUUUUUCAAAGGUACAAAUUUAAAGAAAUACUUGAAACUUGUAGAGAGGGACAAAGAACUGUGGAAGUUUAAUUUGUGUGUAGAUUUUCAUUUAAUACUUCCUCAGAAACCUUUUCACGAAUUUUAUACUUUUCUUUUUAAAACUAUGUACAGUGUAAUACUAUGCUGAGCAGUGGGAAGGAAAUUUUUUUUACCUCUGUAACAAGGAGAAAAGCAACUCAGAACAGCAAGAUUAGUGUGUUGCAAGAACAGGUCUGUCCUCAAAACUAUUAGCAAGUGAGUUAACCUACUCGGUAAGCACAUAUUCUAACAUUUCAGGAGUGCUGACCCAGCUCUGCAUUAAUAAUACUCUGUGGGACUUGUGGGACUUGUAGGACUUUGCCAAAGACUUUUAGAAGCUUAUAGUUCACAUCAUGUGGCAAUUCCAAGGAAUUUAGAUGUACAAUGAAUCUAAAUCCUCCCAUAUCAAUGCGGAAGAGAAAUUUUUGCAUUUUUCUAUCUGUCCUCAAGGUGUCCUUGUUGCUCCACAUUUUAUUAAUCUGAUAUCCCAAUGUUAGACUCCUAUAAGAGCUUGGGGAUCAGCAUUUGAAUCAUUGCAACAGUUCUGAUAGAAAGCACAGUCUGUUUACUCCUAGAGCUUAAAAUACUGCGUGCUUGCACAUCUAUUUCUUAUGCUUACUUUUAUUUAAAGGGACUACUCUUGUGUAUGCAUCCCAACUCUUUGCAGAAUUGGAAAAUGCUUUGAUACUUUUCCUCAAAACCUUGUAGAUUUUAAUUGGUACAGGAUUUUUUUUUCAUAAUGAGAUUUUGUAUGUUACAGUUGUGAUAUUUUUACUAUUUCUUGCUGAAUUUUAGCCUACUGUUUUUAGAACAAAUAAAAAAGUUAAUAU
Molecule: messenger RNA, 4735 nt
Organism: Neopelma chrysocephalum (saffron-crested tyrant-manakin)
Lineage: Eukaryota; Metazoa; Chordata; Aves; Passeriformes; Pipridae
Gene: PTPRC
Product: protein tyrosine phosphatase, receptor type C
Exons: 31
Coding region: 136-3726 (1196 amino acids)
Biological process (GO): protein dephosphorylation; negative regulation of protein kinase activity; positive regulation of peptidyl-tyrosine phosphorylation
Molecular function (GO): protein binding; protein tyrosine phosphatase activity
Source: RefSeq, a predicted model, not a curated record